CUUCUGUUAUUCUCGUCGACGUUUCUGCUCGGUACAUGUGGAUAUCGUGUCGGUCGGUCUGAAGACGGUUGUAUACUCAAUUACGGUCGAGUGCCACGUUAAAGUCGCCUGCUAAGUGGGAACAAACCGAGAAAGGUUGCUUGAUAGUGAUAAAACAAUGAUAAUCUAUACGAACGAAGGAAAUCCGUUUGGGCUGGAGUUAUUGAUUUUGGCGAAAGUGGCCAAGAAGGAUGUGACCGUCAAAACUGUUAACCUCAAUGAUCCUGCGAUCAAAAUUAUUAAACAAUUACCAAUAUUGGAACUUGAUUCUGGCACUCAAAUCUUCUCAACAGCAGCAGCUGCGAAAUAUUUACUAUCAAAAGAAACCAAUGAUCUUGUUCAAGAUGAAUGGUUAGAGUGGACAACAACCCUGUUGGGUCCUGCCUUAGCACAUAAUAUGGGGGUAGGACACCGGGCUGAUCCAAACGCACGGCCCAUACUGAAUGCGCUCAUCUGCAAAUUAGAUGAAACGUUGAAAAAAACACCCUAUCUCACUGGCGAUAAACCUACAGCCGCAGACUACGCUGUGUGGAGUCUUCUUGCCCCCGAUGGAACUCUGAAAGGCGCUACAAAUGUCGAUAAUGUUUUAGUUUGGUUUAGAAAACUAGCUGCAGCUGCCGAAGUCAAAUCAGCAUUAGAACAGCAACCGUUAAAUACUUUGACAUUUUCAUCGUUGCAGCAGUCUAAUCAGUUUGGGGGUCUUCACCACAUAGUCCUUCCACUAGUCGGUGGUAAUUCACCGAAUAUAUUACCAGACUCACCAUCACACAUUAUUGAGACCGUUACAAAUGAAGAGCUGGAGACAGCCAGAAAUCACUUCGUCCCUGCAACGCCCCGUCAAAUCAAACAAGAUAAAACCAUUCUACCCAAGAAAGGUGACAAGAACGUCCUCAUUACAUCUGCUCUGCCAUACGUUAACAACGUACCGCACUUGGGUAAUAUUAUUGGAAGCACAUUGUCUGCUGAUAUUUUCGCAAGAUAUUCACGACUCUGUGGGAAUAAUACAUUGUAUAUUUGCGGUACGGAUGAGUAUGGAACGGCUACAGAAAACAAAGCUCUGGCGGAAAAUCUGACACCACAGCAAAUUUGUGACAAGUACUUCGAAAUUCAUAACGGAAUUUACCGCUGGUUCGGUAUUGGAUUCGAUUACUUUGGCCGAACAUCAACAAAAGAGCAGACUGAAAUCACUCAGGACAUUUUCAAAAAAAUCUAUGCCAGCGGCUUUAUUGAAACUGAGUCAGUGGAGCAGUUACUCUGCCAGCAAUGUGAUAGAUACUUGGCAGAUCGUUUUGUGGAAGGAACAUGCCCCCAUCCGGGUUGUGGUUAUGAGGAUGCUCGUGGUGAUCAAUGUGAUAAAUGUGGCAAACUUGUAAAUGCCACCGAACUAAUCCGACCGAGGUGUAAAGUAUGCAACACUGCACCCGUCCUCCGAAGUUCAGAGCAACUAUUUUUGAAUUUGCCGAAAAUUGAACCGAGAUUACGUGAAUGGGCGGACAAGGUGGAUCACGGGUGGACGAAUAACGCUCGUGUGAUCGCAAGAUCGUGGUUGAAAGAGGGUUUGAAGCCAAGAUGCAUUACCCGUGACCUGAAAUGGGGAAUUCCAGUUCCGCUGAAAGGGUUUGAAAGUAAAGUUUUUUACGUAUGGUUCGACGCACCUAUUGGAUAUAUAUCAAUCACCAGACGUUACACUAAAGAUUACUUGGAAUGGUGGCAGCCAAAGGAGGGUGUUGAUGUCACACUCUAUCAAUUUAUGGGUAAAGAUAAUGUCCCUUUCCAUUCUGUCAUGUUUCCCUCUACGCUGUUGGCUCUGGACAAUGGUUCAACUAUGGUGUCACAUAUUAUGGCCACGGAAUAUUUAAAUUACGAGGACGGUAAAUUCAGCAAAAGUAGAGGAAUUGGAGUGUUCGGAAAUGACGCACAGGACACAGGUAUUCCAUCAGACAUUUGGCGAUUCUACCUCGCAUCUGCACGACCAGAAAAUCAAGACUCUAACUUCAGUUGGAAUGAUUUGGCUGCACGCAACAACUCGGAAUUGCUAAACAAUCUGGGUAAUUUCGUUAAUCGGUCGCUCAUGUUCUGUGAGAAGAACUUCGCAUCAACCAUACCACCUAUGAAAUUGGUAGAAGAUGACUUGCUCCUACUCGCUCUCGUUAAUCGUGAAAUUAAAGGGUAUGUUACAUCAAUGGAUAAGGCCAGACUCCGGGACGGCAUUCGGCAUAUUCUCGCUAUUUCACGACAUGGCAAUCAGUAUAUGCAAUCACAACAACCGUGGGUACUAUUCAAGGGCACAGACGAUCAAAAGGCAAGAGCUGGUACGAUAACUGGUAUUUUGUGUAAUUUGGGUGCUUUGCUGUCCUUGUUGGUAUUCCCAUACAUGCCUGAAGUCGCUCGAAAUAUGUUUGAUCAACUGCAAUCAAAGCAUAGAUAUAUUGAUCCUGACCAACCGUUCGCUGCCACUCUGCUCCCGGCUGGUCACAAGAUUGGCAAACCUCUUCCUCUCUUCACAAAACUUGAACAAUCCCGAAUUGACGAAUUACGUAAGAAAUACGGAGGUGCCCAAGAUAACGGUGGGGCUAAAAAAGCAGAUGACAAAAAAGUAUUCUCAACUAUAAAUGAAGCCGAAGAGGCAAUCAAAGUCCAGGGAGAUAAAGUACGCGCUCUGAAAUCUAGUGGCGCAGACAAAUCGGUGUGGCAACCAGAGGUGGCUGUUCUCCUUGAUUACAAAAAGCAACUGGAAGUAAUGCAGAAAAAACAAAUUAAUGGGGAAGUACCGAACCAAUUAGACACAACUGACGCAAUCAAAGCCUUGGAGAAACGAAUCGCGGAUCAGGGCAAUAAGGUACGCCUAUUGAAGGGCUCCUCCGGACCUGAUGUUUGGAAACCAGAAGUCGAAAUAUUGUUAAAACUAAAGAAAGAAUUAAGCACAUUAACCGGCGCACCAGAGCCCGCAAGCGGAAAGAGCAAGAAAAAAUCAUGAUACUCUAUUUCGUUUGUUUCGACUCUGUUCAGGCCAAACUAUUGAUGAAAUUUUUCAUUAAAGACUCCUUAACU
Messenger RNA from Hermetia illucens (black soldier fly), 3090 nucleotides. It is a transcript of the gene MetRS, whose product is annotated as methionine--tRNA ligase, cytoplasmic. The record is from RefSeq and is a predicted model, not a curated record. Gene Ontology annotation, biological process: methionyl-tRNA aminoacylation. Gene Ontology annotation, cellular component: cytosol; aminoacyl-tRNA synthetase multienzyme complex. Lineage: Eukaryota; Metazoa; Arthropoda; Insecta; Diptera; Stratiomyidae. Bases 158 to 3016 code for a protein of 952 amino acids. The transcript has 8 exons. Gene Ontology annotation, molecular function: ATP binding; methionine-tRNA ligase activity.